CCCGGAUAUAAUGGCAGUGAGGAAGAAGGAUGGCGGUCCUGAUCAGAAAUACUAUGAAUUAACAGAGACUAUUGCUAAAUUCGAACCGGUAAGAGCAUGGCUUGUGAAAAAUGCUAAAAAGCACGUGCAGGCGGAUCCUCCAACCAAUAAGUCGUUGGCUACGCUUGUGAUGCAAAUGUGGCAGUUUCAAGAGGAAGCACUUGGAAAGAAUGUGAGUAACCCUCCUCUCACUCGACUACCAGUAAAAUUGUUUAUGGAUUACGCACCUGCUGGAGCAUUAUGUCACAUCUUUGCUACAGCGUUUAAAGCCAAACAAGAACAGUGUUGGAGAAGGUUUGACUUUCAAAAUCCAUCAAGGAUGGACAGACACAUUGAACUGUUUAUGAAUGUUGAGAAAACUCUUGUCCAGCAAAAGCUGUUGGUGUUACCUGUUGUUUAUAUUAAUUCCGAUGUUGAAAAGGGCGUGGUGACAAAGUUGAAGGAAAUCAUAAAGAGUCACAAUGGUGCACUAACUGAUGACACAAAGGACGCCACUCAUAUCAUUCAUCCACCACCACCUCCUAUACCUGAAGAAGAAUGGCUCCGUCCACUUUUCAAACAGAGCAACACAGUGCUUGUCCACUGGUGGUACUACCCAGACAGCUAUGACACUUGGGUGUCUGCCAGUGAGGUUGACGAAGAGCCUGAACCUCCACCAAGUCAGAGAAAACAAUGGGAAGUCAACGCACGGUGGCUGCUUGAUCUGGACGUCUUCAACGAGUGGAUGAAUGAGGAAGACUAUGAGAUGGCCGACACUGAAGCAACAGGAUCAACCCGUUCAUCAACACAUGCACACGGUCGAUCAAAGAGAAAAUACUUAAAGGGCAAACCAACUGCAUCUAGUCCAGAGGAACUUCCUGCUCCCGAAACAGCACGACGUGGAGGAAGGAGUAAGAGGAAACGAUCACCCAUACCUGCUCCUCAACCUCAGACACCAGAAGUGAAGAAAAAGAAGAGAGGCCGGCCACCUAAACGACCAAAAGAUGAUCCAGAGGACUUGACGAGAGACUUAGAUGACCCACCACCUGUUCCAUCGGUCACAGAAGUUCAAACACCAGACAGUGGUGGAAGGGCAUUUAAAGACUCUGCUCUAAUACCCAGCAGCUACAGUGUUCUUGAAGAUAUUUCUGACAGCACACCAACUGUUAAGACGGUGGACACGGAAGACGAGGAAGGAGAUACGAAGGAGGCUGAAGAUGAUAAGAUGGAAACGGAUGAAAAGACGUCAAAAGAGGUUGCAGUCGAGAAUCGUUCUCUUGGUGAUCUACGUGAACACCAGACUGCAAACAAAGAGAGUGAACUACCCGAUGUGAAGCUGCAAGGAGAAACAGUUGUUAUAAGACAGAACCAUCACAUUGUAAUUCCCACUUACACGGCGUGGUUUGACUAUAACAGCAUCCAUGCUAUUGAGAAGCGAGCAUUGCCAGAGUUUUUCAAUGGAAAGAAUGGAUCAAAGACUCCUGAAAUAUACCUUGCUUGUCGUAACUUUAUGAUUGACACGUAUCGCAUAUCACCCCAAGAAUAUCUCACAGCCACAGCUUGUCGUCGCAACUUGGCAGGAGACGUUUGUGCUGUCAUUAGAGUGCACGCUUUUCUCGAGCAAUGGGGACUAAUUAACUAUCAAAUUGAGGCAGAAGGCAAACCUUCAAUGGUCACACCUCCACCGACUUCUCACUUCCACUUACUGGCUGACACGCCAACUGGAAUCAAACCAUUUCAACAACCGAAGUCUUUACAGGGUGCAUCGGAGCAUGUUGCACAAAUUAAAGAGAAAGAGUCUGGUUCGAGUAAUGAGGAGGAGAAGAAGCCAACUGAUGUCAACAAUUUUGGACUGAAGACUGACGUUUACCUCAAACGAGGAGGUUCAUCAAGAAAUUCACAGGAUUUGGGUGGUGCUGCAAUUUCAAGAGAAUGGACCGAUCAGGAGACAUUGCUUUUAAUGGAGGCUCUUGAGAUGUAUAAAGAUGAUUGGAACAAGGUGGCUGAACAUGUGGGAUCGAGGACUCAGGAUGAAUGCAUUCUGCACUUCUUGAGAUUGCCUAUUGAGGAUCCAUAUCUUGAAAGCUCAUCUGGGCUUGGACCUUUAGCAUAUCAACCGAUUCCGUUCAGUCAAACUGGUAAUCCUGUCAUGUCAACAGUUGCAUUUCUUGCCUCUAUUGUCGACCCUCGAGUAGCAUCUGCAGCAGCUAAGGCAGCAAUAGAGGAGUUUUCUCAUAUCAAAGAGCAGACAUCGCUUACUGAGAGCAGCACCAAGUCAACAGUGGGAAAAGAUGAUGAGGAUGCAAAAUCAAUGGAGACGGGUGAUGUAGCAUUAGGUGAUAGUCAAGUGAGUCAUUCCUCUCAAUCAGCAGGAUCUCUUAAUGCAGCUCAAACGGAGCCAACACAGACAGACAGCACAAGCAGCGUGUCAUCAUCAAAGCCAGUAGAUGAUAGCGACAUACAGAAAGCAGCAUCAGCAGCAUUAGCAGCAGCUGCAGUCAAGUCUAAGCAUUUGGCUGCAGUUGAAGAAAAGUCGAUCAAAAGUCUGAUUGCUUUGCUCAUUGAGACACAGAUGAAGAAAAUGGAUAUAAAGCUGAGGCAUUUUGAAGAGCUCGAAACAAUCAUGGACAGAGAAAGAGAGAAUCUUGAAGUCCAACGACAGCAGUUGCUAGUUGAGCGACAGAAAUUCCAACAAACGCAACUCGAGUUCGCAGAAUUGAGACGCAAACAUCAACAACUCAAACAGGAACAAGAGCAGCUUGAAAAACGACGCCAAAGUGAACAACUACAGAGGAACGACAUGCCUGGAGCAAGUCCAGGCGAUAAAGCCAUUGCGUCUAGUCUAGACACAGAGCUCCCGUUUCCUGUUACAGCAGGAGAGUCUCCACUAGCCGUACGAGUCACCGAAAAUGAGCUAUUCCCUGGGUUACAGCCUCAAACGUCCGGCCCACUGUCACAGCCUGGAGCCCAACCUGUGAUGGACAGCAACGAAGGUGGAGAUCAGUCUGAACCCGGAGCUGUGCCUGUGACCGAGAUAGGCGCUGCUACGUCAAUCAUGGAUGCUUCGGAAGUGAGCCGAACGCCAUCAGUGCCUAACAUAGCUAUGGACAACUUGCAGCGUUUCCAGCAACAGAGUCAGAUGCAGCAGCCUCAGGUGUCUGGUAUUCCUCAGCAGCCUCUUCCUCAGCAGCCUCUUCCUCAGCAGCCUCUUCCUCAGCAGUCUCUUCAGACUCUAAGUCAUGUGCAGCCGUCAAUCGGUAACCAGUACUCUCAGUCUACGCAACCGUUGUCUUAUCCGCCAUCAACUGUACAAGCACAGUCACCUUCGUUUCCAUACGGUCGUCUUACACCAACUACUCAACACAUCGGGAUACCACAGCAGCCACAGCAGACACGCUUCCAGAUGUCUCAGCGUCCACCUUCGGUUGUUCCUCAGCGACCGAUGCAGCAGUCGUUGCAGCCGUCGCCUGGAACAAUGUCACAACACCAAAUGUCCGGUAUGCAUCCGUCUACAGGUAACAUGUAUCAGCAACCUCAGAGGCAAGUGCCGUCUUCUGGAUAUGGAAUGAACCAGACGGGAAUGAACCAGACGGGAAUGGUGCAGGCUGGAAUGGGUCAGACGGGAAUGGGUCAGCCGGGAAUGGGUCAAGCAGCUCCACAGAUGCAGCAGGUCAUGUACGGAGGAGGUCUUGGUGGCAGGUAUCCAAUGCAAUCACAGCAAGGACUACAACCGUAUCAGCAGCAAUAUCGACAUAACUAGUUAGAAGGUAAAUACAGUAUGACGUGUGGUGAAUAUUUGAAGACUAUAGAGACCAAGUUUCGUACGUAGUUUUAAGGAAAUUACAUUGUAGACUUGACGAGUUUGUGGGUCCUCUAGCGUGCAUUAGCUGAAGGUACGUAGAGGUGCUAAUAGAUUCGUGAACAAAUGACUAAGAUGAGAUGAAUCAGUCAGACCAGCCAAACAUUUUGGAUGUAAAUCUAAAUGUGUUACUGGUCAGGGAGUCUUGGUCAUUUCAAUUUUAUUUUU
Molecule: messenger RNA, 4045 nt
Organism: Corticium candelabrum
Lineage: Eukaryota; Metazoa; Porifera; Homoscleromorpha; Homosclerophorida; Plakinidae
Product: SWI/SNF complex subunit SMARCC1-like
Exons: 27
Coding region: 11-3778 (1255 amino acids)
Biological process (GO): positive regulation of DNA-templated transcription
Cellular component (GO): SWI/SNF complex
Molecular function (GO): histone binding; DNA binding
Source: RefSeq, a predicted model, not a curated record